This is a messenger RNA of Lodderomyces margitis, 2607 nucleotides long. RefSeq lists its product as uncharacterized. The transcript has a single exon. The record is from RefSeq and is a predicted model, not a curated record. NCBI's taxonomy places the organism in Eukaryota, Fungi, Ascomycota, Pichiomycetes, Serinales, Debaryomycetaceae. Bases 1 to 2607 code for a protein of 868 amino acids. Gene Ontology annotation, molecular function: heme binding; oxygen binding; nitric oxide dioxygenase [NAD(P)H] activity. Gene Ontology annotation, cellular component: intracellular anatomical structure. Gene Ontology annotation, biological process: cellular response to nitrosative stress; nitric oxide catabolic process.
AUGUCUGAGUUGAACUUGGGUCCAGUCGAGGUACACAAUAUUAAGACUUCAUGGUCAAGAACUGAUCAAGACGGUUUCUUUCAAAGAUUGUAUCCAAACUUAUUUGAUCAAAACAGAUCAUUGCGUCAAAUUUUCCACAAUGAUGAGUUGGUAAUCCGCGAACAUUCAAACAUUUUUGCUGACUUGUUCACCUUUGUUGUUGAUAACAUUGAAGAUGGUGCUUUGUUGGAUGAAUUUUUGUACCAGUUUGUCAAGGAGAACCAAAGAUUUGCUGAAACAGCUGUCAAGUACUUGGAGCCAAUGGGAAAUGCAUUGAUAACAUCAUUUAAGCAAGUUUUAAACACUCAUUGGACCAGUGUUUUGGAGUUGGUUUGGAUCAAGGUUUACGUUUUUGUUGCUAAUUCAAUCUUGCAAUUUGAGGAUGAUAUCCCAAGUGAAACCAGCUCUAUUGAUGAAGCAGAUAUUCCACCAUUGAAUGUACAAAGAAACUUGUCCAGAACUACGACUCGUGAACAGAGUAUUGCUGCAGUUGAGACACCAGUCAUGGACUCUGCUCCAACUCCACAAACUCCAUCUACCCCAGUUAUGGAUUUCGAUGUGAAGCCUGGCAGAAUUCAAGAACCAUCUCUUUUGAAUAAAGAUAACUCAAUUGAAAUUGAUUUGAAGGCUAAUGACAAGUAUAAAGGUUUCAGAAGAUCUGUUGACGUUGCCCAAUCACCAAUCCAGGUUCAAAUCCCAACGGCUGACACAUUCCAAAAGGUCCACCAAGCCAAUAUUUCUUCUUCAUUGAAGUCGUUUUUGCCAACUCCACGCGAAGAGGAAGAAAACAGUUUUACUCCACCUAGGCCAGCUUUUGAUCCAAGGAGGAAAAGAGGUUCAAUGUCACCAUCGCCAUCAACUUCACGUUUAUCUUCAAUAGUUACAAACUCCAAAUUCACAAGUGACGAAGACGACCAGGCUGCUGACUCCGAUGUUGAUGAAUUUACAACUCCAAGGGCAAGUAGAAGAGGCUCAUUCUCGGAGAGCUACCAACAACCCACCCCUUCGUUGCUCACCAAGUUGCAAGGUACUCAAGCUAAACCACAAGUUGAAGAAGACUCUUUGUCCGAUGAUUCAACCGAUGAUUCUCCAUUUGAUCCAAGACAAAGGAGAAGAAAUGUGGACGCUACAAAGGCAAUUGAGAUUUCCUCGCCUGAAUCAUCAGAAGUCGAUGAACAAGAAGAGGAACUUUUCAUCAACAAACAACACAAGGAGGUCUCAAGCUCUAUCCCAGAGAGAUCCUUGUGCAGAGGUGGCUUGACUGGAGGCACUUUUGACUACCAGUCAUUUGGUUUGAAGGGAUUGGCUCCAAUAGUGGAAGAUGACGAUCGUUCAUCUAAAUAUGACUCCGACGAUGAAAACAAGUUAAAUACUAGAAAGUCUAGCUCAGGUUCAAGCUGUGAAGAGUCAGAUUCCAGAACUAGUUCGUUGUCGUUACACCAUUCUGACUACAAAUCAUCAAUCUCAUCCGGCGUUGACUCUUGCAAUAUGGUUAAAGGUGCUGGUAUCCACACAAGAAAUGCUUCUGCUGAAUCAGAUGAUUUCCAAUUUUUCACUCCAGCUACAAAAGUGCAACAACCUCCACAACGUGGCCACAAGAGAGAACCAUCAAUGUACUCACUUAGCAAGAGUUACUCAGCUUCUGCCUUGUCUGUUAACUCAAACUCAAGAGCAUCAUUGGGAUUUAUGAGGUCCUCAUUUGUGUUGAAGAAGGAAGUUGAACAAAAUGGAUACAACUAUCCAGAAAACGUUGGCCUCAUUUCAUUGCCAUCAACACCAAGAGUCAAUAGUCCACCAACAAUGAGCCAUACCCUGAAUCAACAACAACCAUUGUACGUGCACAAGGCUAGAUCAUCAACUUCGCUUAAAAUUGGAAACAAGAAUGAAAGUGUGCAAAGCUUUGUAUCAGCCAACGAUACCACUUACGAUAUGCUCAAUGCAUUUGUCACUAACUUGGAAUCAGGAAACCAAUCCACUUCGACUGUUAAUGCCAAGCCAAACCAUUUGCCAGCUAAAAAGAAUGGAUUCUUUUCGAGAGUAUCAUCCUUGUUUUCUACCAAAUCCACAAAUUCAACCCCAAAAUCGACACCAGCACCUUCGAGGAAACAAUCCGUGGCUUCGCUCCCCAGGCAACCAACAUCUUCUUACGGAUUGACACAUGCUAACCAGUCAACUUCAAGUGUGUCGCGUCCAACUAUGAUGGGAAAGACCGAUUCUGGAUAUACUGUUUCUAACUCGUCAACUGCUGUAUCGAGAAAGCCCUCGUCGUUGUUUGCUCCAAACGGAAAUGUCACUGCCACCAAUAGUACCACCAAUUUGUCAUCAGUGGCAAGCACCGGAGCUUCGUUGUUUGCUGCCAACACCAACAACUCUAGUCACUACAAGCAUGGCGUUUCUUCCCACACUGAUUUGGCUUCAGUCUACUCUAACGGGACCUCAAGCACUAGAAUCACCAUGUUUAGGAAAAAGGACCUUGGUGAGCCAAGAUAUGUUCCUCCUCCAACCAAACAUACAAGAAAAGGUAACAAAUACAAUGUCAAGAAAGUUCCUUACAAUGUUUUUGCUUAG